This is a messenger RNA of Clonostachys rhizophaga, 369 nucleotides long. The record is from the annotation of a GenBank genome assembly. NCBI's taxonomy places the organism in Eukaryota, Fungi, Ascomycota, Sordariomycetes, Hypocreales, Bionectriaceae.
AUGGAGGACACCAGUGUCACAAUUACGACCAUGGAAGAAGGCAGAGAACAGGCCUCCGCCUCCACACUCGAUAGUCAGGACUUGAUGGACGCGGUUCAGAUGCUGUGCAAAUGGUGUCCAGGCUACUGUCCGAUCAAGAGCCUCUCCAGGAAGAUGAGGUCUUUCCUUGCCCUCAUUCGCAUUGUCGAGUCCCAAACCGGUCUACCUUCACAAAAUCCCCCUCGUCGUCUUUCUGCGCAAGGCAAUAUCGAAGUUUACCCUGUCUCUAUUAUCGCCAUCGAUAGCACCGAAGCGCAGCAGCGGCUGCUCGCUCUGGGGAAGGGCAGGAUGUCGGAUGCCGACGUAGCGGCGUUUCGCGGGAAGUAUUAG